Anopheles darlingi is the source of this 2047-nucleotide messenger RNA. RefSeq names its product cholecystokinin receptor type A-like. Bases 101 to 2005 code for a protein of 634 amino acids. Gene Ontology annotation, molecular function: neuromedin U receptor activity. Gene Ontology annotation, cellular component: plasma membrane. The record is from RefSeq and is a predicted model, not a curated record. NCBI's taxonomy places the organism in Eukaryota, Metazoa, Arthropoda, Insecta, Diptera, Culicidae. The transcript is spliced from 6 exons. Gene Ontology annotation, biological process: neuropeptide signaling pathway.
AGAAGGAUAGAAAUGAAAACGCGAACGCUGGCAUGUGCUUAGAAUAGCGUACCGGACCAACGAACGAACAGAACGAACAGUUGGUGCCAAACCCCCCGACAUGAUGGAUUUUCAGCAACCGAUCCCCCGAGGAACCAUCGCGACCAACGGUACCAACGUGGACACCCGUGAGGCACUGUACGCGGUGCUUACGAACCAUGCUGCCCGGGCGCUCGCCAACCACACGGGUGCGGGCGACCGAAUGAUGAGCUCAUUGGACGACAGCUUGCUAGCCGGCUUGGCACAGCAAAAGCAGCAGUACCUUUACGUGAACGCCACGACCGUCAGCGAGGGCGAUACGGCCGAGGAGUACGAGAAAAUCCCGACCUGCAUCCUGCUACCGAUCACCAUCUUCUACUGCUUCAUCUUCGUCGCCGGGAUCGUCGGUAAUUUGUCGAUUUGCAUCGUGAUUGCCAAGAACAAGUCCAUGCACACCGCCACCAACUACUAUCUGUUCAAUCUGGCCGUGUCGGAUUUUAUGCUACUGCUGUUCGGAAUGCCGCAGGAGUUGUAUGGCACGUGGAACCCACUGGCGUACCCGUUCAAUCAGGUUGCCUGCAUCAUCACGGGUCUAAUGUCGGAAACGGCUGCCAAUGCAACGGUCCUCACAAUCACGACGUUCACCGUCGAGCGUUACAUCGCAAUCUGUCAUCCGUUCCGAUCCCACACCAUGUCGAAGCUGUCCCGGGCCGUACGGUUUGUCAUUGUCAUCUGGCUGGUGGCGUUCGGACUUGCGACGCCGCAAGCACUACAGUUCGGCAUCGUGGAAUCGCCCGGUAGUCGUCUCUGCACGAUCAAAAACCGGCAUUUCAACCACGCAUUCGAGGUGUCCGGUGCUCUGUUCUUCGUCGGACCGAUGACGCUGAUAGCGGUGCUGUACGUGCUGAUUGGAAUUAAGCUUCGGAAAAGUAAACUGCUGCAGGGCGUUAAGCGUGCAUCGAGCGACUAUGCGGCACGGUCCCGGGGCGUGAGUGCACAAACCAGGGUCAUCCGAAUGUUAGUGGCCGUCGUGGCAAUGUUCUUCAUCUGCUGGGCACCAUUUCACGCGCAGCGCCUGAUGGCCGUGUACAGUACGAACACGAAUAGCAUAUACUUCUACAAGGUCUACACGAUACUGAACUUCAUCUCCGGCAUACUGUACUUCCUGUCAACCUGCAUCAAUCCCCUGCUGUACAACAUCAUGAGUCACAAGUUUCGGGACGCCUCGAGGCACACCUUAAAGGUCACAUGUUGUGGUGGCAGUCGCCUCCGGUUCGAUGGUCACCACCAUACGUACAGUGCUGUCUCACGCUACGGUGUAACCGGGGCCGGAUCUUUCAAGUUCAACUCGAACAACAUGACUUGCAUCGGUGCGGGUAUUAAUUUGGGAACGGCCGCCUCCGUUGGCCAAGGUGGAAUGGCGGGACUACCGGCGGCGACAGCAUCGGUUGCUGGUGCAGAACAGCAUAGCGAUCUUUGCCACCAGGAGUCGGAUAUGUCGCUGUUAUCGAAUGACCAGCGACACCGUGGGACCCCGGGACGCUUCGCACGGACCAACAUGCACUGCGUUUCGAUCAGUAGUAGCCAAUCGACGACCGGUACGAACAUGAGCAGCAAUGGUAAGCUGAAUCGUUCGAACGGUUCCAUCAGACAAGACUGUCGAUUGACACCACUCCCCGCUUCUGGUACCACCGCCACCAAUGGCGAUGGUGAUACGGCGGGCCGGCUCUCGACGAUCGCGGAAAAGCUACGUCGCGGUACGAAGAAGGUGCUAGCGUUCAGCAAAUCGCCCGUGAGCACACCCUGCAAGUCACCGAGCGCAAGCGUGACGAAUGAACGGCGGAAAGAGUAUCGGAAGCGUCACAGCUGCGACAGCGUCGAUACGAACACGAUCAGCAACUCUAGCCUGAAAGAGUUCGAUGAGGACGAGUUUUCUAGCGCGGAGCUGGCACGCUUUAUGGCCGAGGUAAACAGUGAGAUACGCUAGGACAGCUAGCGAUACGCCGCCGAAAAUCCAGGAGAUAGAGCG